This is a messenger RNA of Paraphaeosphaeria sporulosa, 2589 nucleotides long. RefSeq lists its product as uncharacterized. The record is from RefSeq and is a predicted model, not a curated record. NCBI's taxonomy places the organism in Eukaryota, Fungi, Ascomycota, Dothideomycetes, Pleosporales, Didymosphaeriaceae. The transcript is spliced from 3 exons. The coding region runs from base 1 to 2589 and encodes 862 amino acids.
AUGGCCAUCGGAUACGAGAUUUUGAGUCCAGAAGAAGAGGCAUCGGUGAACGUGGAUGCCUUGGUCAGCGAUACGGUAGCCGAGCACCAAGGAAGGAGUACGCCCCUGCUGAGCCAUAUAUUGAAUCAAACUGGACGCGCAACACCAACAAUUCCACCAGGCUUCACAGCUCCAAUGUUAACCAGGAAUGUUGCGCUGGAUCAGCCCAGCCGCCCAGCUUCGCGCAACGCCGCUCUGGUGGCUCCCGCUGUGCCGGUCAUUCCAGUCACUCCAGGUCGACUUGCAACGCCGAUAGGCAAGAAAGCAAAACAGGAACCCGGAGGAAUUACCCCUAGUGCUACCAAGCCUAUGGCUGGAGUGAUGUCAACGCCUUCGCCUGUACCAACAACGCCAGUCAGAGCCAGCCGAAACGGGAGCCCCUCCAAAGCAAAAUCUCAAACCAUAGAGACGCCAAAGAAGCCUUCUGAAGACCCAACACAUGCAUCGCCUGCCAGAAUGACGCCCCGAAACAAAGCAUCCAGUAAGAAGGCGGCUACAGCGAGUGAUACAUCGCCUCAGAAGGAUACCAAAUCUCUCGCUUCCACAGCGAUUCCCUCUUCAAAGCGUCAACCUCCAGGGAAACUGGAUAUAUCUGCUGCUACUAAAGUCCCCGAAAACGAGGCACCGUCAGCAGCAAGCUCGACGAAACAAGAGGCCCCAGCAAAGCCGAUCCGUUCUAUAUCGACAACAGCGCCGAUGUCUGUACCUGCAAGCCCUGCUGCAGCCUCGACUGGUUCCCCGAUCAAGAAAUCUAUUGGAGCCAAGACCCUUCGUGUGGUAGCCACACCCAAAACCGAGAGCCCGCCUCAUAUGCCCCCACUUUCAUCGCUACCACAAGUUCCAACUGUUGAAAAACUUCGCUCUAGGCAGGCUAGUAUUGCUUCCAUCAAUCAGCCAGGCACCCCAGCGAGCGAGUUGAUUUCCGACACUGCCUCUUUCACGUCCACGUCGAUCUCACGUGCGAGUUCGCCUCCUCUGGUUGGUGGCAAAGUCGGGAGCGCCCCGGUCAGGAAGAAGACCAAAUCACAGGCAAAGAAGGAUCGCCAAGAGCGAGCUCGUCAAGCAGAGGAAGAACGCGCAAUGGAGGAGCAAACACCUGAACCAGAAGUGGUUCAAGCCCCUAUCGUUGGACGUAAGAAGAAGACCAAGAAGCCUGCCACCAAUUUUAAGAACAAUGCGGCAUCGACGAAAAGCCAGUCUGAACCUACUAAGAUGUCAUCAAAGGAAGAGGAGGAGCUGGAGGAGCUUUACCAAGCUAACAUUGCUGCGAAGAAAGCCGCUGCCGAUGCUGAUGCUGCUGCUGCUGCUGCUGCUGCUGCUGCUGCUGCCGCCGCCGCCGCUGCAGCGGCGAUCAAACCCUCCGCUCCGUCGCCUCGCGUCGAGCCGGUCGCUGAAUUUGAACCAGACCUGGCAAAAGAUAAGCGCGAGCUCACUGCUCAAUCUAUUCUUUCCGAUCUACAGAGGACUGGCGAGCUGGUCGCUUCAGCCCUAGAGUUCUUCAAGCCACUUUCAUCAUCACUUGCUCAUGCAUCGAAAGCAACGCCGAUGAGUGGCGGUCCUGUGGGCCCGCCUGACCUCAAGAUUCAUUUCACUGAGGCCGACCUCGAGGCACUUACAAAGAAGCUACCCGUUCAUCUCCGCGGCCAUGACGGGACUUCAGAUUCGAGGACGUUGAUCACGCCGCAGGGUAAGUUCUUCUGGGGCUUGACUCAGGAAUUAGAAGAAAAGGCGUUGGAGCUCGAAGAGUAUAUUGAAGAGCUUAGAGGUGCUGCUCGCUUCCACCCAAAGAAAUAUAAUGCCCAUAACACCGGCUUCCAGGGACAGCCAAAUCUCCCAGCCCUGGCCACAGCGCUGAAAGAGGCAGGGGCAAAAUUAAGCAAAAGCACCGGUCAAGACAUGCCAAGACUGGACUCUCCAUCCGCCUACCAAGGCGGCCCAUCACAACGCUCACAGCUUCCACCAGUGCAAGCGAAUGAGGAUCUGCUUCCUCCCAACCAAGCGCAGCAGCCUCAGACGCCAGCUGACGCAGGUGUUUACUUGAAUCAGUUCGUCCUUCCCAACACCGACAACCCGCCACCCAAUGCACCACGCCCAGAAAUGGCAGCUGUCGGCGGUCUCCCUGGUGCUGGCACAGCCAACAUAUCCGUCAAUGCGAACAAGCUCGCCAAAGCAGCCAAGGCAGUCGCUGAAGGUGGGGCGGUUGGCCAGGAACUCGAGGGCAUCGGCGCCAUAACUGCUGAUCUGCUUGGCGGCGUAUUUGUGCAGAACCUCGAGGCACUUGUGGGUGCGGACCUGGGUUUCUCGUCCUUCUCCGGAACUUCCGACAUUGGAAUCGACGGGAGCGGACUUGAUGUCCAGGGCUUGGUCAGCGCUUUUGAGGCGGGGGUCGGUCCAGGUGCAGGAAGGAGGAGAGGUGGGAGAAGUGUUCUGAGUGUUGAGGAGGCAGAACAGGCAAUGCUGGCGGCGAAGAAGGAUCACGAGGCGCUGGAGAAAAAGUUGAGCGCGCUCAUCAAGAGGAACAGGAAGAUGCUGAGUGCUGGAAAGGCGUGA